AGAUCAGGAACGCAAUAGAGAAUAUUCAACAACAAUCAAUCCAUCAUUAAAGGUCUUCGUUUCUCCACUCUUUGCCUUUCUCAUCACUUAUCCAAAGGUCGCCUUCUCUCUUUCUCUCUCUCUCACGCCUUCAGAUUCCUCUGCCUUUUCAUUUCUCACUCGUCUUGUUUCUAGGUUCCAUUUUCAGCUAAUCAAACUGGAAAAUGCGAACGGAUUUCGGAUCCUGGUGGUGGUUUCAGAUACAGAUUUGUUUUCUGAUUUUUUGUUGAUUUGUUUCACUUUUUUGUUUUUUUUUUCACGGAUACUAGAUCGAGGAUUUUUGGCUUUUAAGUGUUUACAGCUUUCUGAAUGACUUGAAAGAUUGGUUCCUGAGAAAAAGGGGGAAGAUUGAAGAUUGUACGACUUGUUUUCCAGUUGGGUAUUUUUUUCAAAAGAUCUCUAGUUGAAAAAAAAAAAAAAAGCAAAAGCUGGAGAUAAUUGAGCUGAGGCAACCAUGAGUGACAAGGGAGACAAGUUAUGCCCAUUGUGUACUGAGGAGAUGGAUUUGACAGAUCAGCAAUUGAAACCAUGCAAAUGCGGUUAUGAGAUUUGUGUUUGGUGCUGGAAUCACAUCAUGGAAUUGGCUCAAAAGGAUAAUACUGAGGGUCGUUGUCCGGCAUGCCGCACAUCCUAUGACAAGGAGAGAAUUGUGGAGAUGGCGGCAAACUGUGAAAGACUGGUGGCUGAAAUAAAUUCUGAGCGAAAACUAAAAUCACAGAAGGCGAAGCCAAAAGUAUCUGAUGGAAGGAUGCAUCUUAGCAAUGUUAGAGUUAUUCAACGGAAUCUAGUGUACAUAAUUGGAUUACCACUCAACCUUGCAGAUGAAGCUGUUCUUCAGCAAAGAGAGUACUUUGGCCAAUAUGGAAAGGUUCUGAAGGUGUCUAUUUCUAAAACAGCAACUGGGGUUAUUCAACAUUCUUCAAACAACAGUUGUUGUGUGUAUAUAACAUAUUCAAAAGAGGAGGAAGCUGUUCGAUGUAUUCAGUCAGUACACAGUUUUGUCUUAGAAGGUAGAACCUUAAGGGCAUGUUUUGGAACCACCAAGUACUGCCAUGCAUGGCUUAAAAACACGCCUUGCAGCAUUCCAGAUUGUUUGUAUUUGCAUGAAUUUGGCACUCAGGAAGAUAGUUUUACGAAAGAUGAUUUAGUUUCUGCAUUUACAAGGAGUAAAGUUCAACAAAUUAUCGGCGCUACAAAUAAUAUGCAUCGUCGUUCUGGAAAUGUUUUACCACCCCCAGCAGAUGAGUAUACCGAUAGAAACAUAACAUCAACAGCCAAACUCAACUCCAAAAGUUCUUUUUGUCAGAAUAUUGGAAACUUUGAUAGUGGAUCUUGUGCUGAUAGUGGUACUGAAACAUCUAAUGCAUUUCCUGGGGCGGCCUCAUGGGUCAUGUGUGUCUCUUCUGGUGUACCAUUAGUUACAAAUUUGUCAGGUUCAGAUUCAGAUGGAACUCUGAGUCAUAAGCCUGAAACAUCAAGUGGAACACAAGUUUUUGCCCCUGAAGUUGUGAGCACCAAAAUAUCCAGUGAUGCUAAAAGAACAAUGAUACCUGAAGAAAGUUGUGAACUGCAUCCUAUCCUUGUGACAUCUAGCAAUAUUGCUAUACCACCUGCUGGUGCAAGCUCUUUAGGAGCAGCCAAACCAUCAUGUACUCUGCAUGAAGAUGAAAAUUUUCAUGAACAUGGAGACUUUCAGGGAUUAUGCUCUGCAUUAUCGUCAAUUAGAAUUGAUAGCCAUCUUAAGAAUGAGAACUCUAAUCCUGUCAUUUCAGAAAGUUUAAUUUAUAAUCAUAACCUGCACACAAGUGAAGGCUCACAACAAGAUGUGAACCUACUUAUGAAAUCUUCUGCCUUACCAGCACUAAGGGAAAACUCAAUUGUCAAGGAUUUAUUAGGUGAUCAGCAGCUUGAAGGUUCUAGAGACAUCCAUAAUCUACCAUCCAUGUUUUGUCUACUUUCUUCAGAACAGAAUUUUAAAGAGCCAAAUCAUCAUUCUUGGAAGCAGGGUGAGAUUAGUCAUCAGAGUUCUUUUGAUGCCUAUCCAAGCACUGUACCCAUUAAAUGUGAAGCUGAUGCCUUUCCAUUGCGACCUGCCCAGCCAGUGCUAACCAGUGGAUUCUUUGACAACCAACCUAGUAGUGGCCUGCAAAUGGAUGGGACUUCUAAUUAUUCUAAUGUCUUGACUGACAAGGGAUUAGGGAAGUACUUGGAAGGAUGUGAUGAUACUGAAGGUAGUGCUAACAAUGAAGUUGCUCCAGAUAGAGGGGAAAACAACAUUAUCUCCAGUAUUCUAUCUAUGGAUUUUGAUGCAUGGGAAAAUACAUUGACAUCACCUCAGAGUUUAGUUAAGUUGCUGGCUGAAACUGAUGGACAGUAUAGUUCCCUGAGAAUACCAAGUUUAAGAAAAAUACAAGAUAGCAAUCAGUCAAGGUUCUCAUUUGCCAGACAGGAUGAUUUCUUUAACCAAGAGUCUAAUUUGAGGCAUUCAGUUCCUGAUGCUAUCAAUUGUUCUACUUUACGUCAUUCUUAUGAGAACAAAGACUUUUGCAUGGACAGACGUUAUGAUAUUUCUUCAAAUGGUAGUUCUGAGGAUUCCAAUAGUUUUCUCAGGGGCCAUCCUUUUUCGGCUUCUAAAUUUUCUUUUGCUAAAGCUCCAAUGUCUACACCGCCAGGAUUUUCACUUCCAAGCAGAGCAGUACCACCAGGGUUUCCUACUAAUGGGGCAGUGAACUAUGAUGCAAACCAUUUGCUACAAAAUUCUGCACCAUUAUCUAGGAAUGCUGGCAUCUCCAUUGAUGUUGAAUUCAUGGAUCCUGCAAUAAUGGAAGCUGGUAACGGGAUACAGGCAUUGUGGCUGAAUGAUCCAGGCUUUGACAUGAGGCCACCUUUAUCACCACCUCUAGGUACUUUUAAUCAUGAUACUGAGCUUCCGAUGGUGAUGCAGCAACCUAUAUCUGUUAAACAGAACCCUUGGUUCCUGGAUCACUUCAGGAAUAGAUUCUCUCCCCCAGAUGAUGCUUACAAUAUUUCAUCAAUGCUUCUGGGGCAAUCCCCACCCAACAAUCCAUCUCCAUUUGCACAAUUGACAGCUCAACAGGUUGGGAAUUUGCACGUGUCCCAUGGCUGUUGGGGUGGUUGGGACGAAAUCAAGAGUGUUGGUAAUCUAGGUAUGUCUGAAUUGUUAAUGAAUGGAAAGCUGGGAUUCAACAAAGUUAUUCAGAGUCAUGAGGAUUUGAAGUAUCAGAUGUCUGGUUCUAGCAAUCUAUACAACGGAGGAUUUGCAUUGUAAUAUUUGUUGAAAUUGGAAUUAUUCCUCCUUGAUCCUUGAAUAGACCAAAGAAUGUGGCUGGAAGACUUGGGUGUGAGCUGCUGCCCUUGAUUUGAAUGAGGUUGAGUCUCUUGACUUUUGUGCACAUUGGUUUGUUUGCAAACACCAGAGUUGAAGGUGGGUCCAAGGGAUUGGUUAGCGUAGAGUGGCAGGUCAAAGGAUUACAUGGUUGUUUCUCUCACACCGAGUGGCAGGCUCAAAGGAUUGACACGGUUGUUCCUCUCACCCUUCCAUGGUAAGCUGGAGCGAGAAUUUUGUUAUAGGCAAAGGGUGUCUGGCAGUAACCUACAGGACUGCAUAUGUUGGAUUGAAAUCUGUCUUAGCCACCGGUUGAACGGAGAAUAGAAAAUUAGAGAUCUAGAGUUCAAUGCUGGACAAAUUGGCUACGUCAAACCCUUGUUAAAUGCCAAAAUUUCACCCAGAUAUAGGAACCUAUUGGUGUUUGUAGAAAAGAAAGAUUGCAUGAAUGGGUUUCUUGAGACAUGAACAUCUAGCCCAUCUAUUAGGACUUGCUUUGAUUCAAUGCUUAAGCUUUUUUA
Messenger RNA from Hevea brasiliensis (rubber tree), 3906 nucleotides. RefSeq lists its product as uncharacterized. Lineage: Eukaryota; Viridiplantae; Streptophyta; Magnoliopsida; Malpighiales; Euphorbiaceae. The record is from RefSeq and is a predicted model, not a curated record. The transcript is spliced from 16 exons. Gene Ontology annotation, molecular function: RNA binding; ubiquitin-protein transferase activity. Gene Ontology annotation, cellular component: CCR4-NOT complex. Gene Ontology annotation, biological process: protein ubiquitination. Bases 494 to 3328 code for a protein of 944 amino acids.